This is a messenger RNA of Nezara viridula (southern green stink bug), 4112 nucleotides long. The record is from the annotation of a GenBank genome assembly. Lineage: Eukaryota; Metazoa; Arthropoda; Insecta; Hemiptera; Pentatomidae.
CAUCGAUAAGGAGAGAGAGGGGAUGGAAGCCCGCCUUAUCUGAGUAGGAGCUAACUGAUGUGACCCCAGAUGCCGCCCAGCAACGACGCCGCCAUGGGGACCUUCCGACUCCUAUGGCUUCUUCCACUUCUUGCAGCAGCCGAAGCCCUCUACCCGUUCGGUCCGGACUUCGAUGGCCAGCUUCCAAGGGGAGAAGACAGUUCCCAGGAAGUACGUCUCGAUGUACCGAUAAAGUUCUACGGACAGACCUACCAAUCCAUAUACGUUAAUGAUAAUGGACUGUUAUCAUUUCAAACUGAUAUACCUAAAUUCUUCAAUGAGCCAUUUCCACUAGAAUAUCCUGUAAUUGCACCAUUCUAUUCUAAUGUGGAUAACAGAGGUGCAGGCACCAUCUACUUCAGGGAGACACGAGAACAAGAAGUUUUAAAUAUCAUUGCAAAAAAAAUAGCAGAUCUAUAUCCUACACAAUAUGGAUUUAGACCACUUGCUGCAUUCAUAGUCACUUGGAAUAGAGUUGGCUAUUAUAACAGUAAGAGUGAUAAGGUAAACACUUUUCAGGCAGUUGUUUCUUCAGAUGGAAGUGAAAGUUUUGUUGAAUUUAUAUAUCCCGAAAAUGGAAUCACUUGGCUCAGAGCUGAAUCAAUUCAAUCUUCUGUGCCUGAUGCUAGAGGUCAGGUAGGGGUAUCUUCUCCAGGAGGUAAACUUGCUGUAAUAAAAGGAUCUGGAACAGACUGGUUAUACAAUUUACCAAGGUGGACUAAUGCUCUCUCACCUGGAGAAUACAUGUUUCGUGUUGGUAAUAUUGAAGAUACUGGUCAACCCGAGGUGCCUCAAACUACCAUUGAAAAUGAGGUUCCUGAUGAGAGUGAGCCACAGUCAUGCACUGAUGGAGCUAUUCUUUGCCAUAAAUACUCAGACUGCUUUGACGAACCUGAGGGUGGAUUUUGUUGCCGCUGUCAAAAAGGAUAUUUUGGAGAUGGAAGAAAUUGCUUGGACUUUGAAACCCAUAGGAUGAUUGGCAAAGUAAAUAUCAGUCUAAAUGGAGUGGAAAGUAAAAAUCUAAACAUGCAAGCAUUUAUUGUAACUGGUGACGGCCGUACAUAUACAGCAAUAACUGGAGUGCCACAUGAGAUCGGCUACAGUAUGCAACUCCUUGUCAGUCUUGGAUCCUUUGUAGGCUUUUUAUUUGCAAAGCCAAUUGGUGAUGCACCAAAUGGUUAUCAGUUAACAGGUGGUGUGGUCAAUCAUACUCUAGACAUAUCAUUUGGCUCUAAUCACCAUGUAAAUAUACGUCAAAGAUAUACAGGAUUAGAUUUAUUUGAACAAAUUAAAAUGGAAGCAGAAGUGACUGGCACCAUCCCCACAGUUAUAGAAAGCGCAAGACUUGCUGUUUUGGAUUUCCAGGAGCAUUACACCAGGAUAUCACCAGGUUUUUUCAGAUCACAAUCCAGGCAAACAAUAGAGGAUACAGAGAAUUAUAAGGAAUCAUUUGAUGUAUUCGUAGAUCAAACCAUUGAGUUUAAAGAAUACUGUCCUUCUGCCUACAAAAAGCUUUCAUCUGUAAGAUUAAAAUCUUCUAGACAUUACCUUAGAUAUGAGCCUAAAGAUAUGAUUCUUCGGUUGGCAUCUACCAAUAAAGUUUCUCAAAAUGCAGAGGGUCAGGAUCCAUGUAUAGAAGGACAUGUUACAUGUGUAGCUAACAGUUCUUGCUUAGUGGAAGAUGAUACUUUUCGAUGUGUCUGCAAUCCAGGGUUUCAAACAUUACCUGAUCAAUCAUCUGAAUUUGGCUGUGUUGACAUAAAUGAAUGUGAAGAUGGUUCUGCUAAUUGCCAUAGUAAAGCUUUAUGUGUAAAUGAAGUAGGAACAUACUCUUGUCAAUGUUUUCCUGAAUAUACAGGAAAUGGCCGACAAUGUGAAGCUAUAGAACCACCCAAAACACCAACACUCUCCAACGGUUUUUGCAGAGACUAUGAGCAUUCAUAUUCUUGUAGCUGUAACAAUGGAUUUGAAAAAAUUCCUGAUGGUUCUGAAAUCGGAUUCACAUGUGAAGAUAUUGAUGAGUGCUCCAUAACUGAACCCUGUGAUCCAUCAGCUGAGUGUGUUAAUUCCAUUGGUUCUUUUACUUGUUAUUGUCCUGAUGGUUAUGUAGGAGAUGGAUACUCAUGUGUUAAGGAUGAGGGAGAUUGCGAGAAUUUUGAGUGCCCUACCAGCAGUGUUUGCCGUGAGACUAGCAAUGGCCCGGAAUGUGUAUGUGAGACUGGAUAUUCUGGCACACCCCCUAACUGCUCUCCUAUUGGUGUUUGUGAGGUUGAUAGCGAUUGCAAAGAAAAUUUUAUCUGUCAGUGGAACUCUACUGUUCAAUUUUCUACAUGUACCUGUAAAGAGGGUUAUAUUCAAGAGCAAUCAUCUUGCCUUCCUCCAGCUAAUGAAAAUGCCUUAGUUAGGACAUGCAUGAAUGGAGAAUGCUGGUGUCCUCCAGGUUAUAUUGAUAAUGGACAACUCUGUGUUCCUCAAACGCCUUCUCACUCUAAUCACAGGCAUUCAUCCUGUAAGGAGUUAAACAAUUGUGAUAAAAAUGCAAGGUGCAUAUACGUAGCUGAUAAAAGAGAUUAUGAGUGCAAAUGUAAUGCAGGAUAUGAAGGCGAUGGUAUUUCAUGCUCUGAGUUUGAAAUGUCUUGCCAUGAAAGUCCCAUUUGUGACAUUAACGCUGAAUGUCGUUUUGAAUCUACUUCUGAAAGGUACAUAUGCAUUUGUAAGGAAGGUUACCAAGGAGAUGGAACAACAUGUUAUUCUAUGGAAGAAUUCUCAGAACCACAAUGCCCACAAUGUCAUCAAUAUGCUACUUGUGACUCUGGAACCUGCACUUGCAUUGAAGGUUAUAUGGGUGAUGGGAUUGAAAUUUGUGAAAAAGAAAUACAAGGCUGUGAUACAUUAGGUAACUGCAGCCCACAGGCAGAUUGUAUAUAUGAUCCAGCUGAAGAAGGACAUAGGUGUCGAUGUCAUGCUGGUUAUGAAGGUGAUGGUUACACCUGUAAUGAAAUAAUUACAUGUCAUGAGCACCCAGAUAUAUGUAGCAAGGAUGCAACUUGCAUAUUAGCUCAUGAAACCUACACAUACAAUUGCCAGUGCAAUGAAGGAUUCUUUGGCAAUGGUUCAUAUUGCAAAGCUAUAAAUAAACAAGAAGAAGAAUUUCUGUUGCUAAAUAAGGGGAGAUCAACGAUCCGGUUACCUUUCCAACCAUUUGGAAGAAAUAUGGGUAUACCAAUACAGAUGAGUGGAAAUCAAGCAAUCGGGAUUGCAAUUGAUUGCUUGGAAGGAAGAGUUUAUUCAAGUAUUUUGAAUCAAAAAAUCAAAAGUUUUAAGUAUGAUGGUAGCGAUUCCAAAGAUUUUGUUAUUUCAGGAGUGAAGUCUACUGAGGGUCUUGCUAUUGAUUGGAUAAACCGUGUACUCUAUUGGACUGAAUCAAAUCCACCUACCAUUAAUUCUGCAAGUCUAGAUGAUAAACAAAUCAAUAAUGUUAUUACAAGUGGUUUGGAUAAUCCGAGAGGAAUUGCUGUUCAUCCCCAAUGGAGGAAAAUAUUUUGGUCUGAUUGGUACCGAAGAAAUCCCAGAAUAGAAAUGGCUGAUUUAGAUGGUGGAAAUCGAGAGGUCUUAGUGCAGAGUCCACAUGUUAAAACACCCAACUCUUUAGCAAUUGAUUGGGAUUCUAAUGAAAUUUGCUGGGCAGAUGCAGAUCUUAAAAGAAUAGAAUGUUUCGACUUUCUACAAAGGAUUGAGCGAACUGUUGUACAGAAUUGUCUUUAUCCUUUUGGAUUGGCAAUCACCUCAGACACUUAUUAUUGGACUGAUUGGUCAACUCGAAAGGUAGAAAGUUCGAAAAAGGGUAGCGGUACAUUGACAAGAUCAAUACCUCUUCCCAUAGGAGGUGAUGACAAAUUAUAUGGGCUUGCUGCUGUUACAUCAACUUGCCCAAGAAUAUAAAUUAAAAACAAAAAACAACCUAGUGGUUCUACUUGAGAUUAACGUAUAAUAAAUAAACCAUAUAAAUAUAUACAUAUUUAUGUAUACAUAAUAUAUAUAUAUAUAUACAAUAACAUAUGUAUAUAUAUAUA